AUGGCGUACCGGAUAGGAGAAAGCUUCUUGAUACUGUCUUCAUCCGAUUCCUCGGACGAAUUAUCUGAACCCCAACCGGACAGGGUAAAUCGCGAGCCCCGUGGCUUGCCGAACAGAGCAAAUAGCACGCUCAAAAAGAAGAACCUUUUCAUUAACACUUCCUUUCCCAUAAACAAGCCAGAUAACCAAAAUAAUGCCGGGCAGCUUCUAAGAUCUGAGGUGGCUAAUGCUCUAGGCAUUGACGCGAGGUCUCUUCCUCAGCCGUUCCAUAGUUUGACACAGGAUUAUGAUGACUCUAGCUCUGUAUAUUCCGGUUCGAGUAACACUCAGCAGCUUCUAGAUAGAUCGAAGCUAGCGGGAAGAGAAGAUUCCGUGGGCUCAGUCUCGGACUAUUCACCCCUAGUUGAUACUGUCGAAUGGAGGAAGUCAAUGGGCGACUUGGUCGAAAAGCGCCUUAGUGCUGCUAUGACUAGCAUCCUCGGGAUUGAUGGUGGAUCGAUGCCUCUAGAUGAAUCGUUCCUAGAUCUUGGAGGCAACUGCCGAAAGGCUAGAGAGCUUCGAGCGGAGUGUAUGGACGUGGGUCUAGCUAUUAAGACCAGGGAUAUCAUGAACUGCAAGACUAUCGCCGAGCUUGAGACGCGUAUAACGCCGCUUGUCCCACAUAAACUUUCGGAGAGAACGAUCCAACCCACGACUGUUAGCCCACUCGAACCAGAGUCGCUAGAGAUCCAAUCGGACAGAUAUCAAUAUCAAAUACCAGACUAUUCUAAACCUCCAGCAAUCCCACCCAAGGCGGCGGCUAGAUACUCCCUCGUCCAACCACAUCUCAAACCUACAGUAUCCAGGAGACGUUAUGCUAGAGCUUCUGUGCUCAAAUCAAAGGCUGGCCCAUUCGAGGGCCGGCUCGUGGCAUUUGCCACCCUCACAAGCUGUGUGAGCCCUUAUUAUACCAUCAAGCUGCCAUCUAUUCGAAAAGUGGUUGAGUCUCAAGUACCGCCGAAAAAUAUGCCCUUAGACGAUUCCGGUAAUAUUAACCGGAGAAAGCUACAAACAUGGAUUCAAAACGCCAAUGACGAGGUAUACCAUCAAAUUUUGUCCAUCGACUCGAUGGCGAGUUUAAGACGGCCCGCAAGUGUAAUCGAAAGGCGCCUCCAGAAGACGGCAAGCAUGAAUAUGUCGUUCGCAAGCUUAGGUGGCGAUGAGAACGCCGCAACAAAGUUCGCAGCUAAAUGCGAAUCUCAGGGUAUUUGCCUCGAUACAGAAGAUAUCAUGCAAGCGACUUCAUUAACUCAACUUGCUGCCCUUGCAACGUCAAGUAAGUCGCAUUCGCAUAAUAUAGACGGCAUCCCGCGUUUAUAUUUUCAUACCUCGAUGGGUAGUGACGUUUACCAACGAGAAACUAGGAACAGCGAGUACAGGUUCAACCAGAGCAUAUUAUUUCGACUGAAGCGAGCUAUAAGCAUUGAGGACGUGACGGCGGCGGUAGAGGCUGUGGUCGGUCAUCAUUCUAUGCUUAGAUGUCGGUUUCGACAAUCGGAUAUCUCAUCUUCAUAUCAUUUUGCACACCAUACAGUUACGACGGAUGCCGAAACGAUCGAUAUCGAGACAGGUCCUGUCUUUGCUGCCCACCAUUUCCACACCCGCUACGGUCGCCAGAUGCUCUAUAUGGUUGCUCACCAUCUUGUCGUCGAUUCAAAUUCGUGGCGCGUCAUAGCAGAUGACUUGGAAGGGUUACUCACCAAGGGAGAAUGGACGCUUCACCAUAGACAUCGCAUACGGGAAAUGGAACUCCCUUUCGACGCGCCGGUGGGAAACUAUAAAUACUGGGGAAUUGAUCCUGCCUUUAACACUGCAGAUGUCACCUCAGCUCUUGAAGCUAGCUGUCGAGCGCUUCAGGCGAGUUCCGGUUUCCACGACCGCCCACUACCGACUCUUUGGAAGCAAGUAAAUGAGAGGUCCGUAUUCGGAACGGGGCGAAAUGUAUCAGAGACUGUGGGAUGGUUCACCUCGCUCUGCCCGGUGGCUAUCGACGCUUCUCCAGGUUCAGAACAUGCUACCACUGACAAAGGCGCCUUGAAGUUUACAAAGAAUCUAAUAGAUAGUGCCUCUGCUCUUUCAUUUGUUUCCUCCUACUGCCCUCUCGAGCUCAUUCAAGACACCGUAUUAGAACAACUUCCUACGUUAGGUAGGAUGCUGGCUCCAAGUAUGUUAGAUAUCGGGAGCGAUAUCGGACGUCUCGCCGUAUUCGAGGUUUCAAUAUCAGUCGAGGGAGGUGAAACUAAUGUCAACGUUCUUUAUCAUAAAAGUUCCGCACAUCAAGAGAAGAUACAUAGUUGGAUUUAUGGUUACGAGAAGAUGCUCCGCCAAGCUGCAGAAGGGCUACAGCAUGAAAAUUCCGGGCUAUCUUCAUCUGACGUUCUUCACAUAAACGUGACUGAUGAGGAGCUUAACCGACUAAAUACGACAAUCCUACCACGUCUCAAUCUAAACAUUUCCAAGAUCGAGGCUAUUUAUCCCGCAACAGAAAUUCAGCAGGAUAUUAUUAUAAAUCAGGCCUUGGUGCCGGGGAGUUCUAAGGCGUUGAUGAUUUGCGACCUCGCGACGUCUGAUCGGCCUGUUGACAUUUCGCGCAUCUGUGCUGCUUGGCUUCAAGUAACAUCAAAACACUCUGCUCUAAGAACUAUAGUUUUAAGAUCUCAUUCGCCUACCAUGCUUUUCCUUGAAAGCGACAACAUCGAGGAUGCAAUGGCAUCUAUUGACAACCUACCCCCUUUAUCAUUAAAUGAAGGUAUUCCCUGGCAUAGGCUCAUUGUAUGUCAAGUAGCUGGAAAGACUUUCGUAAAGUUAGAAGCGAGCCAAGCAGUAUGCGACGUUGCCAGCAUGGCCAUUCUCUUCAAAGAAAUCGAGCAAGCCUACUUCCAUGACCCAAUCCCAUCUGGGCCCGAAGCAUCCUAUCCUCGAUAUGUGCAAUACUUGAAGACAGCUUCUUCCAGUAUUGACUUUUGGAAGGAGUAUUUAGGGGGUGUUCAGCCGUGCUCGUUUCCCAUACUUGUAUCACAGCCUCAUAUCCUAAGCGAGUGGGAGACUACGUCUAUUGGUCUUGACAUUCCAUGCGAGAGGCUAAAAGCUCUCGCUAACGAGUACAACAUAGACAUCUCUGCCAUACUUACAGUUGCCUGGGGUUUACUGUUACGAAAUUAUACCGGGAAAGACAGUGUUUGUUUCGGGUAUCGCAUUGCCGGUAGAGAUUUCCACGUCGAGAACUUGAGAAAUACUGUUGGUUCAUUUUCAACUGUUUUGGCAUCCAAGCUCGAAAUUCGCACUGAAGAGUUCGUCACACAGCUAUUGCUAAACGCGGAAAAGCAUCGUAUACAAGCACUUAAUCACCAGAGCGUACCCGUAAAUAGGGUUGAGCAUGAACUACAGAUCAGAGGUGGCCGCUUAUUCAAUACCUACCUUUCGUUCGGAUAUGAAUACAUCUCACAUGGGACCUCUACAAGUUCGAAACGUCAACACAUCAGGACCGAGCAAGCCUCAGAGUACGAUGUCGGUGUUGAUGUAUACUUCCACGAUGGGAAUAUCACAGUCGACAUUGGAUACCGCAUACUCAACUCCGAUCAAGCAAUCACCGUAGCAUGUGCCUUUGGAAGGGCUAUUGAAGCCAUCCUGGACUCACCAACUAGUAUGGUUCAGGAGGUAGACCUGUUCAGUAUGCGCGAUCAUGAGCAAAUCCUAUCAUGGAAUAGCAUGCCUCAAGCCGACAUACCUAAGGGGCAUGUGCACGACUUAGUUGCGCACCAAGCUUCGUUAAAUCCUGAAAUUCAAGCCAUCUGUGCGUGGGAUGGGAACUUGUCUUAUGGCGAUCUACAUGAUUUCUCCAUAGUCCUUGCUAAACAUCUCUUAGCUUCUGGGCUGAAGCCGCAGAUACCCGUACCAGUGGUGAUGGACAAGAGUCGCUGGGCUGUGGUGGCCAUGCUAGCGGUACUACACGCUGGCGCAAUCUUGGUACCUAUUGACGUCGGGAUCCCCUCGAUCAUUCCUUGUGCUCGGAGGCAUGUCGAUGCUAUUUCAGCGCAAGCUGUUGAUAUGGAACUUCUUCAUCUUGCGCCCUAUGAAAUAGCGUGCAUUCUCUUCAGCGCCGGCCACGGGUCCCUAGCAGCUGCUUGUGUCGGGCAGGGUUCUACGCUACUGAUCAACCCAUCCAGUAGGGUCAUGCAGCUUUCUUCGUAUAACGCCGAUAUUGCGCUUUCUGAAAUAUUCACCACCUUGAGGAUUACGGACUUCUCCAGAGCUGCCAGGAGCAUGCAUGUUAACUGGACAUAUUUGACACCGACGUUGUCAAGGAAAUUAGAUCCAGAAAGCCUACCGGACCUUUCCAUCGUCUGCAUUCGUGCACAGCACCUCGACGAUGAUGUCUAUACGCCGUGGAUCGGCAAGGCUAAGGUAUUGAUGGCGUAUGGUUCUCCUGAAGCUGGUCCCCUUGCACUUUCUGCCACCGAAGUGACCGAUUCCAAGGCUUCGCAAUGCUUCGUGAGCCCCGAAGAUAGUAACCGGCUCAUGCCAGUAGGCGCCCUUGGCGAGCUGAUAAUAGGGGGGCCGACACUUGCUACCGGGUUGGAUAUCCACGAACCUGAUAUCAAGGCCUGGGUUGAAAAGAGUGCAGUUUUUCCAAUGUCGCUACUAGAAAAAUCUGGGAGUCGCCUACUCAAGACUGGAGAUUACGCCCGAUAUCUGGAAGAUGGUAGGAUUGAGUUCGCCCCAGACGAUGGCGGAGACGCGGAAAUUGACGGUAAAAGAUUCCGUCGGGGUAUCGAUGUAGUGGUUGAAAUGGUUGCCUUCAACGACCCUCACUCGGACCCGAUCCUAGCUGCAUUUGUCGAUUUCGGAGAGAAUGCGCUGAAAAGGGGCGAAGGCUUGUCGAACCUCAGUCGCGCUACAAAGGAGAGAUUAUACCUUUCUAAGAAGAUGGGGAACAUGGCGCUCCGAGAGACUCUGCCGAGUUAUAUGGUGCCCUCGGCGUAUAUACCUGUUAAGCAACUUCAACGAAUGAUUGCAGGUUCAUCCAGGAAGCAACUUCUCGGGAUAUCAGAAGUCUCAAACCCUCAAGAGCUCCAGGAUACAAGCUUCAAACCUCUCCCCCUAACCGAAGUUGAGCGCCGAAUGCGGGUUAUAUGGGCUCAAGUACUCGGUGUCGAAGAAGGUUCAAUUACAGCUAGCGAUGGAUUUUUGACCCUAGGUGAGUGCAAACAGCGUCGAGUUGGUAUUUCUAUUAUCGAUAUCCUUCGAAACAUCUCCCUGGCUGAAAUAUGUAGGGGAGGUGUUACUAUAGAGAUAUAUCCCACAGCCAUUCAAGAGGUUUUUGAACCGACGCAAUCAAACCACCCAAAUUCUCCUACCAGCAAGGCAAUUGUGUUACGGCUUGGAAUUGACAGCAGCUUGAUUGAGGAUGCAACCGAGACGUCAUCGUUACAAGCAAUGUUCAUUGAGUCCGGGAUGCUACAGACUCGUGGCAAUGUUGAUUACUUGGAGAUUAGCAUCACUGGAUCUCUAGACUGGCAUAAACUUCAAGAUGCGUGCUUUAUGUUAACCGACGCUCAUCCUAUACUCAGAACCGCAUUUGCCAACCAUAGUCGUCAACUCUACCAGGCCGUCUAUCGGUCGCAUCGUCCGGAGUUUCUAAGAUACCAGUGCCAGAGCUGGAGACUCAGCAACCUGACCACGAAGCUCAUCAAGAGGGAGCAAGCACAGCUUGUUGAUUUCAGCCAGCCUGUCACCAAGUUUCUCUACUUCGACGCUGGGAAGAGCUCUGUCCUCGUUAUACGACUCUCUAGAGCUCAGUAUGAUGAACUUUCCUUACCUAUGCUUGUUCGAGACUUGACUCAGUUUUAUAAUCACAGCGAUCGGCCUGCCCGACGUCCUGGUUUCUGCGAAGUAGCCAGAGCCUCUCAUCGCGCGCACUCAAAUAGUACAAGCGGAUACUGGCGUACUCUACUCGAAGGCGCAACAGUGACGCAAAUAAUAUCACAGCCCUCGCCUGCGAAAGUCAACUUAAAUCACACGACUCUUCAUCGACAAAUCCCUACUAGGUCACUACAUAGCUUAGGUAUAUCAUUCGAGACAAUCCUUAAGGGUGCCUGGUCAGUUGUCCUUUCGAACUUGUCCGCCACCGAUGACGUCGUCUUCGGGCAGCUCGUGGACGGGAGGAACCUCAGCCUUCCGAGUAAACAAAGCAUCUCGGAUGUUGUCGGUCCUUUAGGUAAUAUUCUACCUGUUCGAACACGAUUACCAGAUAUUCCAAUCACACCGUAUGAAUAUUUCCGGUGUGUUCAAAGUCAGCAUGUUGCUAGCAUAUCACAAAACAUGCAAAUCUCCGAUAUUAUGCAAAAAGCUACUUCCUGGCCAUCUUGGACUCGCUUCAGCACCGUCAUCUACCAUAAAAACCAAAGCAAGGAUACUGGGAUACUUGAAUUUGCUGUUGGGAACGCUACGUGUAAACUAAAUUACACAGAGAUAAACUACCCGCCAUCAGACGUCUUUGUCAAAUCAUGCAUGUCAGGGCCUACUAACGUCGAUAUAUCCCUUACUUUCAGCGAGAAGAUAACCCUCUCCUUCGCAGAUGAGGUUUUGGGUAUGCUUUGUUCGGUCAUCUCUCUUCUCACCUCUACCUUCGUGAUGGAGCCACUAUAUUUGAAAGGCCUCGGCGACAAUCACUCAACGUCAAGGAUUCCCCUCCCAGCACAUAAACGAGAGCCUAGUAUACCUCUGACUGUCGAGUCUGUCGAGCCCGAUCUUGCUCGGGCUGUGCACACCAUCAUAUCAUCUGCGUGGGACGCUAUUCUUGAGGCCUAUUCACUCAAGGUUCCUGAUAUACGCUCAGUUCCCUUCUACGAGAUUUGGGGCUCACUGGUUCCCGCUUCUGAGCUCGCCAAGUACUAUACCGAUAACAUGCCCUCUGCUCUUGGUGUCGAACGGACCACUUUCACGGCAGAAGAGAUCAUUGAUCACCCGACGAUGAUGCAACAAUACGAACUAAUCAUUGCGAAGCAUCGAGCACCGCAUCCCAGACGCAACAGGAAUACCAUGUUAAUUCGCACACAGUCGGUUUGGGGCAGAAGUAUACGCAGGCUGCCUCGCGUCAGCGUCGCGCCAAGCGCUUCUGCUCCAAGGAGUAACCAUAGACCAAUGGGUAGUAGCACUUCCAUGGAGUCCAUGACGACGGGGAGUAGCCUGAGUGAUGAUGACGAGGUAAGGGAGCAUGAGAUUGCUCUAAGCUGCAGCGCCCGCGAGGCAAGGAGAACUGUCCUAGAGGGGAAGCACUCCAAAGCAACGAAGAAAGGACCCUCGCUCCUUGGAAAAAUGCUACCUAAAAUCUCAGGCUAA
Messenger RNA from Daldinia loculata, 7380 nucleotides. RefSeq lists its product as uncharacterized. The record is from RefSeq and is a predicted model, not a curated record. NCBI's taxonomy places the organism in Eukaryota, Fungi, Ascomycota, Sordariomycetes, Xylariales, Hypoxylaceae. The transcript has 24 exons. Gene Ontology annotation, molecular function: catalytic activity. The coding region runs from base 1 to 7380 and encodes 2459 amino acids.